AUACAUGGGAAUCACGAAAUGCGAAAAAAGUAAGAGAAGCAGAAGAAAAAAGCAAAGCAGUGGAUGAUCAAUCUUUGGAGAAGGAUUUGAAGAAAGAAGAUGUUGAUGAUAAAGAAUAUCCUUGUUUAUUUAGAGCUGAGUGUGGAAAGAUUAAGAUCAGUACUUUGGUUUCACCGUCUGAUACAGACAAAUUUUUUACGGGAUAUACUACAACAGCCUAG
Funneliformis caledonium is the source of this 221-nucleotide messenger RNA. The record is from the annotation of a GenBank genome assembly. NCBI's taxonomy places the organism in Eukaryota, Fungi, Glomeromycota, Glomeromycetes, Glomerales, Glomeraceae.